This is a messenger RNA of Schistocerca nitens (vagrant locust), 1098 nucleotides long. Its product is annotated as MKRN2 opposite strand protein. The transcript is spliced from 7 exons. The record is from RefSeq and is a predicted model, not a curated record. Bases 366 to 1016 code for a protein of 216 amino acids. NCBI's taxonomy places the organism in Eukaryota, Metazoa, Arthropoda, Insecta, Orthoptera, Acrididae.
UUGCCCAUCACUGUCAGAUCAUAUGUGACAUGACCUGUGUCUGAGUGCUGCUGCUUCAAGAAGUGGCUACAACAGUGACUUUAUAUUUGUGAAGAAAUCCAGAAAGACUGAAAAAUGAAGUGAGCUGAUAACUUGGGUGUCCAGGUGUUACAACCGAAAAAAGUGAUGAGUGAAAGCAGUGAUGUGGAAUCACCGUGAAAUGAAUGGAACAGAGUAGCAUACAGAUGACAGUCAACGAGGAGAUCGACCUCCAGUGUGUUUUAGUAUCGCUCUCCAUUUCUAUGGGCUUGCUCUAAAGAAAUUGUACAGCUAGAUCAGACACUUGAGGAAUGUAGGGACGAGUUAUGACUGUAAGUCUGUGAUUCAUGGAUACAGACCCUGGUGUUAUUUGUUUUCAACACUGUGAUUCUAAAGUAUUUUGUUUCAAAUUACCAGAAAAAUGUCCUGUGUGUCAAAGUCCUAUGGCAAAUACUGUACUUCCUCUUCCUCCAUUCAGGAUUCCAUACCCAUUUGUGCGUGCAUCACAGCAUUCAUGUUGCAUAGUUAUGAAACCUACAAAUGGAGAUUUCCUCAAUGAUUACUUGAAUUCUAAAGACCUUCAUAUAGGAGUCACUUCAUCUAAGGGGUUAGUGGUAGAAUAUGACAAAAAUGGGUUGCAGUAUGACAAAGCGAGCUUGUGGAAACAGUGCUUAAUAGUAGAUGGUGCUGAUGAGUCUUGGAGUGAAAUAUGGGAUAACACUUUAAGACAUGUGUCCAGUCUAACUUGCUGGUCUUCUGAAAGGUACAAUGAAGAAAAUUUCAACUGUUACAAUUUUGUUUUGAAAUUUUUGCAAGAGCUGAGGUAUGGAGCCCUCAGUGCAGCCGCUGUCAGUAGAACAAGAUUUUGUGAAAGUUACAUUGUGCCUCAAACUACAACAGCAGGAAAGUACAUUUCUUUGUACCGAAAACUGAAAAAAAGUGGCUGUGUUAUUCACAGAAUAUCUUCAAAACACACUGCCUGUAACACACUUAAAUAGGGUGUGUUUGUAAAUGUUUCAGUAUUUUUGUUUUAUCAUCUAAAUGUAUAUUUUUGAAAUAAAAUUUACUAUUCCUAACAAA